UAUACACAAACAUUUGCAGUAAAGUUUGCUGGCUGGGUUAUUUCUAGGAUGGAAGCAAGAGAGUUUUAUUUCCUUCUGCACAGAACAGAUGGCUUUUUCUUUUUGUGUGAGUACAAUGAAUUGUAUAGAUGCUAAAUUAAUAUAGUGGUAUUGGCUGUAUUUUUAAAUUAUUUUAAGCCAAAUAUACCUUAGGGUAUGCUGUUUGUAGUGGCAGUGAUAAUAGUAGACCAUUCAUACAUAAAUCAUUUCUUCUUCCUAGAGUGUUUUCAUAAUGGGUGGUUGAACAACCUUGGAAAUGAACCAUAUAUACAUAUUAUAAAAAUAGUGAACAUUGCUAUUGUUAAUAAUACAAGUCACUUUGCCUUUCAGUAUCUAUAAAGUUCUCUCCAUGUUUGGAACAAAGAUUGGACAUGAGGGGUUUUUUUUACAUCAGUUAUGUGCCAGUUGCUCUCCUCUUGAGAACCAGCCAGAAACUGGACAAGUCUAAGUCUGCUAAAUGCAAUUACAGUUAGUAUAUAGUCAGUAAGAACUACAUGUGUUACCAUGGAUGUCUUGGCAGGUUCUUUGUUGUACCUGCUGGUCUAGGUGUAUAGGUCGUGCCUGGACUGGGCUCUGAACUGUCUCUGUCCAGUGACCAUCCUCCACCCCUUUGCUAGUACCAAGGAACUGAAAGAACUUGCCUGAUUUGAAAGCAAGAGCCAUACGGGCAGGAGGGAAGAAAGACGAAGAUGCAGCCCAAAGGCAGACAAGAGGAGGAGUGAGUGUUUCCUCUGGGAACUGGAGUAAGAAGGUUGCUUGGAUGGAAUGACAAAGCAAGGAUGAGAUGCAGAACUAAAUAGGGAACUGAGGAACAGAACACCAUGGGCACUGUACAGGGAGAAGAUGUGUAACAGGAGACAAUGUGGCAGGGUGAGGACAUUGGGCCUAGAAAUAAAAUGGAGAAGGCAAGAGGGAAAAAAGGGACUAAUCAGUUACAGAAAUAGGGUUGAAAUCUGUGUAAACAAAGAGAUUAGGGUAAGGUUUGGAGGUAGAAAGACCUAUUUUCAAAGUCCUUUUCUCCCAAGUAGUACUGUAUUUUCACAUCUUAGUGUAAUAUUAUAGGCUUUGUCUUUCAUCCGUAUGUGCACAAUGUAUUUCAAUUUAUUAUAAAGAUGGAAUGUUUCGUUUGUUGUAGUUUAUAUGUGCUGUGCAUAUGUUUGUAACAGCGCAGGUAGGUUUAUGAUACACCUGCUUUUGCUUUUUCCUUACGGAACAGUGUUUUUACCUUCUUUCAAGUAGAACUCUGUAGUGACAGAAGCUAUACUCCUAACCUCCUGGGGAGCAAAUACAAAAGAAUAACAGAAGUGGCUGCAUCCUGAUCCUGUUCAAUCAAGCUACCCUACUUUCUGAUUUACAUUACUAAAGCUUUUGGAGAUUCCCAAGUGGAACGUAAGGAAGCUGUUUGCAGGCUUCUUAGAGAUUUGGAAUACAAAUAAUCAUAGCAGAGGUGGAUCGCUGGAUCUGACGGAUGGUGAUGAUAUCAAAGGUGUCCUUGAUUUGAGGGUUACUACUGUGAUAAACCUUGCUAACUUCCAUUUGACGCAUUCUUAUGAGAAAAAUAGCACAGAGGCAUUUCACUCCUCUCCGUUCUGAUCUGAAUUUUGAGGUCCUCUUCCUUAGCAGUUAGCAAAACUAAAUGAACUUGCUUGGGCUUCGCCUGGAGUGAAGCUUUCCCUUGCAGGUUGUAAAACCGGCAUGCCACAGCAGGAUAUACACAUCAGGAAAUGAGGUGCACGGUCACUUACGCUAUCACAUGGAUUGUGGGAUUAUGAGUAUGUUUUAAAAUUGCAAGAAGUUUCUAUGCCAGCUGCUAAAUAUUAAUAUUGCAGUCAGAGUGAACUAGCACCAUUUUACUUCAUGCCAAAGUACUAGCAAUUUCCUGGUGUAAUUUGCUUACAUAAAGCCUGAGAAGUCUUCGCUAGGAUCAAGUCCUUAAAAACAAGAGCAAUGGAUGAGCUUCAUAGCCUGGACCCAAGAAGACAAGAAUUGUUAGAGGCAAGAUUUACAGGAGUAGUAAGUGGCAGCACUGGGAGUACUGGAAGUUGCAGUGUUGGAGCUAAAGCCUCAACAAAUAACGAAAGUUCAAAUCACAGUUUCGGAAGCUUGGGAUCUUUAAGUGAUAAAGAAUCAGAGACUCCAGAGAAGAAACAGUCAGAACCUUCCAGAGGAAGAAAAAGAAAAGCAGACACUCAGAGUGAAAGCAGCCAAGGAAAGAAUAUUGGGGGACGCGGUCACAAGAUUAGUGACUAUUUUGAGUACCAAGGUGGAAACGGCUCUAGUCCAGUGCGAGGUGUACCUCCUGCAAUCCGAUCUCCUCAGAACUCACAUUCCGCUCCUUCUUCUGUUCGACAGAAUAGUCCUUCUCCUACUUCAUUAGCUUUCGGGGACCACCCUAUUACGCAACCAAAGCAGUUAUCUUUUAAAAUUACUCAGACUGAUCUCACAAUGCUGAAAUUAGCUGCACUAGAAAGUAAUAAAAAUCAAGACUUGGAAAAGAAAGAAGGUCGUAUAGAUGACUUACUCAGGGCUAACUGUGAUCUUAGAAGACAAAUAGAUGAACAACAAAAGCUACUUGAAAAAUAUAAAGAAAGAUUAAACAAAUGUAUUUCCAUGAGCAAGAAGCUUCUAAUUGAAAAGAGCACACAGGAAAAGCUGGCAAGCAGAGAGAAGAGCAUGCAAGACAGAUUACGCCUGGGGCAUUUUACAACAGUUCGUCACGGUGCUUCAUUUACUGAACAGUGGACAGAUGGCUUUGCAUUUCAAAAUCUUGUGAAGCAGCAAGAAUGGGUGAAUCAACAAAGGGAAGACAUUGAAAGGCAAAGAAAGCUCCUGGCCAAGCGAAAGCCUCCAACUACAAAUAAUUCUCAGGCACCAUCUGCCAAUUCUGAACCCAAGCAGAGGAAAAAUAAAGCUGUGAAUGGGGCAGAAAACGAUCCCUUUGUUAGACCCAAUUUACCACAGCUUUUGACUCUAGCAGAGUAUCACGAACAGGAAGAAAUUUUCAAACUUCGAUUAGGACAUCUCAAAAAGGAGGAAGCUGAAAUACAAGCAGAACUUGAACGUUUGGAAAGAGUUAGGAAUCUUCACAUAAGAGAGCUGAAAAGAAUAAAUAAUGAAGAUAAUUCACAAUUUAAAGAUCACCCCACGUUGAAUGAACGGUAUUUGUUACUCCAUUUACUUGGCCGAGGUGGCUUCAGUGAAGUAUACAAGGCUUUUGAUCUUUAUGAACAAAGAUAUGCUGCUGUGAAGAUUCACCAGCUUAACAAAAGCUGGAGGGAUGAAAAGAAAGAAAACUACCACAAACAUGCCUGCAGAGAGUAUAGAAUACACAAAGAACUGGAUCACCCCCGGAUAGUUAAACUAUAUGACUACUUUUCCCUGGAUACAGAUACGUUUUGCACGGUGUUAGAAUACUGUGAAGGCAAUGACUUGGAUUUCUAUCUCAAGCAACAUAAAUUGAUGUCAGAGAAGGAAGCUAGGUCCAUUGUAAUGCAAAUAGUAAAUGCACUACGGUAUCUCAAUGAGAUCAAGCCCCCUAUUAUACACUAUGAUCUUAAGCCAGGUAAUAUCCUUCUUGUAGAUGGAACAGCAUGUGGAGAAAUAAAGAUUACUGAUUUUGGCCUGUCCAAAAUAAUGGAUGAUGAUAGCUACGGUGUGGAUGGAAUGGAUUUAACUUCACAGGGAGCAGGAACUUACUGGUACUUGCCUCCAGAGUGUUUUGUAGUUGGCAAAGAGCCACCAAAGAUUUCUAAUAAGGUUGACGUGUGGUCGGUUGGAGUAAUCUUUUUCCAAUGCCUUUAUGGUAGAAAGCCAUUUGGCCACAAUCAAUCACAGCAAGAUAUCUUACAAGAAAAUACAAUAUUAAAAGCCACAGAAGUUCAGUUCCCUGUCAAACCUGUUGUAAGCAAUGAAGCCAAGGCCUUUAUCAGACGCUGUUUAGCAUACCGAAAAGAGGAUAGAUUUGAUGUCCACCAGCUGGCUAACGACCCUUAUCUUCUCCCUCAUAUGAGGAGAUCAAAUUCUUCAGGAAACUUGCAUAUGACUGGGUUAGCGGCAUCCCCUACACCGCCUACUUCAAGCAUUAUUUCAUACUGAAAUUUCGGCACCCGAGGAAUGGCAUGAUACCUUUGUGUAGUUUCCAGAUGCAGAAGUUGAGCUUGAAAGCAUUUGAGUGUUUUUACACAGGACAAGUUUGAUAACCGUGUUUUCAGACUGAAGUCCUCCUACGUAGUGUCAUUUGUAUGAUUGGGAUGGAUCAUGGACUGUGAAUAAAUGUACCCUUCUGAGAAAUACCUUUAAACGUUGAAGGAUGACACUGCCUGUUACACACUAACAGGUAUACUGUGUUUAAGACUGAAGAUAAGGUUUUUAGUUUUUUUCUGGGGAACAUUGUAAAUAAUCUUUUUAAUACUUAAAAUACAUUUGGUCGAUACUGGAAAGUUCUAACAUGAAGGGUAGUUUUUCAUUAUUUAAAUAAAAAAAAGGGUAGUGAGCAAAUUUGAAAACACAGGAAAAAUUCCGUGCCUGGUUAUAAACUAAAUAAACUGCCAUCUUUCCAAGACAUUGAUCUUUUGAAACCAAAGUAAGGAGUGUGAGACGGUCAAAGAUAUGUUCUGUGUCAGAUUCCUCAGAUAAAAUUGUAGUAUUUUAUUUGGCAACUCAGGCUUGUACCUCCAAAAAUGUGGUGGUGUUUCACUGAAUUUAGAUUGGAAGGGUGAUAUGGAAUUCCUGGUACUUAUUUCUCAAACAGAUUGCUAAUUUUUUUAAAUCCGCUCAAUUUUCUAAAAAUACUGUACUUGCUGUGGUAUUGAAACUUGUGAAACUUUCCAGGCUUCUCAUAAAAGCAAGCAACAGUAUGAAACCAAAUGCAGACAGGUCAUGUAUAAUGUUCUAUGCAGGAAUAAUGAUAAAUUCCCUUCUAGCUCUAUUGUAAAUUGUUGUACAGAUGUCACAUUUUCAGUUAAAUUUCAGCGACUUAUUCCUGUACAAAUGUUUAAAGUAUGGCUUUUUCUAAUUGGAUAUUGUAUUUUUUUUAAGUCUCCCUCAAGGCGCUUUUAAUUGCUGCUAAAUGACGUUGCUUUUCCUUUUUGCAAAAGACUCAAAUGACCUCCUUAAGGUGCAAGUCAACUGUACGUUAUAGAGAGAUUAAGAGUAGGUAAUUCAUUAACAAUCAAGGCAUGUAAAACAGGUCUGUGUUGGCAAUAUACAGUACAGUUCUUUCAGUCAGCUUAUUGCGUUCUCAACCCCGCAGAGCGCAUUGAUACUGGAUGUAGAAGUUGCUCACGGUUAUUCUCUAUUCCGGGAAGUUCCUAUCAACAAGGAAAUGUUUCUUGUGGCUUGUACAGAUAUUUUGAAAUGUGAAACAUUUUCUAACGGCCUUGUAUGGUAGAAACUUAUUUUUCAGAACAGUGUAUCUCUCUCCCAUUGACUAUUCUUUUUACUAUCCCAUUCUUGAUGCUGAAUACCUAUAUGUAAUUUUGUCCACGUUGCAGAAGGAGGCUGUAUUACCACAGGUUUUCAUUUAGUAUUGUACAGUUAAACUGUUGCUCUCGUUUCCGAUGUUGCAAGCCAUUUUGUUUUCAUUGUAUAUAAAGAAACAUUAACUGUCUCUUUAAGAUGCUGCUGAAAUUGUAGAGAAUGUAGCCAAAACAGUAAUAAACAAUGAC
Molecule: messenger RNA, 5705 nt
Organism: Chroicocephalus ridibundus (black-headed gull)
Lineage: Eukaryota; Metazoa; Chordata; Aves; Charadriiformes; Laridae
Gene: TLK1
Product: tousled like kinase 1
Exons: 25
Coding region: 1987-4134 (715 amino acids)
Biological process (GO): peptidyl-serine phosphorylation; intracellular signal transduction; chromosome segregation
Cellular component (GO): nucleus
Molecular function (GO): ATP binding; protein serine/threonine kinase activity
Source: RefSeq, a predicted model, not a curated record